AUGUUGAAAUCAAUCGUUUGCUUCUGUUUUUUUGCCUUAGUGGCAACUAAUGCUGUUCAACUCGAAUUAAAUGAUAAAAUCCGUCAUUUUUUAGCUGAAGUUAAAAGCUCUGAUUUACCUGAAUCAGUUCGAUUAUCAUUAAAUCGUAAUCAAGGUCGUGCUGCUGGUGAAGCUACACAUUGGUGUUGUAUUAAUGAACAACCAAUACAAUCAGUAACUGGAACAAAAGUUGAACAUGGUACAAAAGUUGUUAUGACAAAAGUCAUAGUUGGUUAUGUUGAUUGUGGUUUUAUGGGAACGAUGAAAUGUCCCCACCAUGUCAUGCAAUCUAGAGUCGAAAUAUACACAUACAUUCAAACAUUUCAAGUUCCUCAUUUUUCUGCAUGUAAAUCUGAGGAAAUCAAAUGUUGUUCCGGUUAUAUGAAUGUUGCUGGUAAUUGUCAUUCAACUGCUGAAUUAGUUGAAAAUCAAGAAUUGAUUCAAUUUUUACACGGUCUUGGUUUAUUAUUCGGAGGUGUCGGAAAAUAA
Messenger RNA from Adineta steineri, 528 nucleotides. The record is from the annotation of a GenBank genome assembly. NCBI's taxonomy places the organism in Eukaryota, Metazoa, Rotifera, Eurotatoria, Adinetida, Adinetidae.